AUGAAAAAUCAAAUAACAAAAUUGGUAGCCAAUGGACUGUACAAAGAAGCCAUUAACUUGUAUUCCCAGCUCCACUCUUCUUCUUUUGUUCCCACCAAAUUCACCUUCCCCUGUCUCUUCAAUGCCUGCGCCAAACUAAAGGCUAUUCCACAAGGCCAAAUACUCCAUACUCAUUUGAUGAAAUACGGGUUCGGCACCGAUGUAUACGCAGCCACAUCUCUUACUGAUAUGUACAUGAAACUCACCUUAGUGGACAGGGCCUUAAAGGUGUUCGACGAAAUUCCUCAACCAAAUAUUGCUUCAGUAAACGCUAUCAUUUCUGGGUUUUCCCAAAACGGGUAUCAUUUUGAAGCUUUUCGGCUGUUUGGGAGGUUAUUUAGUAGUUUACAGUUUAAGCCGGAUUCUGUUACUAUAGCUAGUAUUUUAUCAGGGUGUGUGAAUAGUAAUCAUGGCGUUCAAAUGCAUUGCUGGGCUAUAAAGAUUGGUGUGGAAAUGGACAUAUAUGCAGCUACUUCGCUUUUGACUAUGUAUUUGAAUUGUGCUGAUUGUGUUUCUGCUACGAGGUUGUUUGAAUUGGUUCAAAAUAAGAAUGUGGUGUGCUACAACGCUUUUAUUUCUGGGCUGUUGCAAAAUGGGGUGGAUGAAGUGGUCCUGAGUGUGUUUAAGGAGAUGAAAAAGUCACUAGACGAAGAACCGAAUGCAGUGACUUUAAUAUCUGUUCUUUCUGCUACUGCUAAUCUUAAGAAUGUGAAGUUUGGUAGGCAAGUCCAUGCGUUUAUUGUGAAAGUCGAGUUGCAAUCUCAUACAAUGGUUGGAACUGCACUUGUAGACAUGUAUUCGAAAUGCGGUUUUGGGUUAUGUGCAUAUGAAAUGUUCAAAGAGAUGGGUCGCAACCGGAACUUGAUAACGUGGAAUUCGAUGAUUACAGGAAUGAUGUUGAAUGAGCAAACAGAGAAAGCUGUUGAGCUUUUCGUUGAAUUAGAAUCGGAAGAAUUGAAACCAGAUUCAGCUACAUGGAAUUCAAUGAUCAUUGGGUUUUCUCUGCUGCAAAAAGAGGCUGAAGCUUUUAUGUUCUUCAGAAAAAUGCUUUCUGCCGGUGUCGUUCCCAGUAUGAAAUCUAUUACUAGUCUUCUGACGGCAUGCUCGUCUCUAUCCUCACUCCGUUGUGGCCAGGAGAUUCACGGAUAUAUUCUUAGGGCAGGAAACGUCAUUGAUGAAUUUGUUGUCACCGCAAUCAUUGAUAUGUACAUGAAAUGUGGGCAAUUUUCUUUGGCACGGAAGGUUUUUGAUAAGUUGGACGUAAAGUAUGAUGAUCCAGCUGUGUGGAAUGUGAUGAUUUCAGGAUAUGGAAGGAAUGGAGAAGGUGAAGCUGCUUUUGAAAUGUUCUCUCUGAUGCUAAAGGAGAAAGCACAACCAAAUUCAGCUACUCUGAAUUGUAUUUUGUCUGUGUGCAGCCACGUUGGUAAACUAGAGAAAGCAUGGCAAGUUUUUAACUUGAUGAUCACAGAUUUUGGCUUAACCCCAACUCUAAAGCAACUUAAUAUUAUGGUUGAUCUACUUGCUCGAUCUGGUCAGCUGGAUGAAGCUGGAGAUCUAUUACAGCUCAUUCCCAAACCUUCAGCAUCUGUUUUUGCUUCUUUAUUAGCAGCUUCUGAGCACUACUCUAAUGCCAAGAUGGGAGAAGAAAUGACCAAAAAGCUCUCAGAAUUGGAGCCAGAAAACCCUGUUCCCUUUGUAAUUUUAUCCAACCUUUAUGCUAGACAAGGAAGAUGGGACGAUGCUGAACGAAUCAGAGAAACAAUCAAUGAAAGGGGACUCGAAAAAUUACCAGGCUACAGUGCUGUAGGAGUGACAUAA
Messenger RNA from Nicotiana tabacum (common tobacco), 1857 nucleotides. RefSeq names its product pentatricopeptide repeat-containing protein At2g02750-like. Gene Ontology annotation, molecular function: RNA binding; protein binding. Gene Ontology annotation, cellular component: intracellular membrane-bounded organelle. The record is from RefSeq and is a predicted model, not a curated record. Gene Ontology annotation, biological process: RNA modification. NCBI's taxonomy places the organism in Eukaryota, Viridiplantae, Streptophyta, Magnoliopsida, Solanales, Solanaceae.